Spea bombifrons (plains spadefoot toad) is the source of this 980-nucleotide messenger RNA. RefSeq lists its product as uncharacterized. Gene Ontology annotation, biological process: regulation of gene expression. The coding region runs from base 33 to 782 and encodes 249 amino acids. Gene Ontology annotation, cellular component: nucleus. The record is from RefSeq and is a predicted model, not a curated record. Lineage: Eukaryota; Metazoa; Chordata; Amphibia; Anura; Pelobatidae. The transcript has 4 exons. Gene Ontology annotation, molecular function: protein binding.
CAGAUUUGCAGCUUACCGACAACUUUGAAGUUAUGGAAAGGGCCGAUCGUCAGGUCAAUAACUAUGAUGGAUCCCUUGGAGACAAUGAUAUCCAAAGUACUUCUACACGAAAUACACACAACAUUGAGGAAGAUGGAUCAAGUUGCCAUCAGUCUAGUCGUGCUGCUCACAUUUCUGGCAUGUAUGAUGGAGAUGAAAGCAGCUACAUGUCUGACACAAGUGAUGGGGAAUUUCUGUUCUCUGAUACUUCUCUGGCUAUAAGUUUAUCAGAAAAUGAAUCAGAUUUUAUUGUUUCUCUUUCGAGGUCUGGCAGUGUGAGAAGCCAGUCAGAAGAUACAGCUGAAGAAGAUGACUUGAGGAGAAGAAUCAGGAAUCCCAUUCAAAAGAGAAGGAAAUCCAGACAAGACGGUUCACGCGUAUUUCAGAGAGCUUUAGAUAUGAUAAAAAACCAAGAUAUGACCAGACUCAGGGAUAUGUGCCAACACAAUUUCUUUCAUCUUAGCUGUACGGAUAAAGAAGGGAAGACUCUCUUACACCAUGCAGCCACUCACGGGAGUGAACACACCUGCCAGGUCCUCCUUGAUUCGAACGUAGGGUUGAUGAAUAUAAACAAACAAGAUAUCUUUGGAAAGACAGCUUUGCAUUAUGCGAUGCAAACUGGUAAUAAUAAGACAAUAAAAUUACUGCUGAUCAAAGGGGCAAAGUCUGCGUACGAAAUCCAGAACAGCUCUGGGCCUUGCACUUUGGAAGAUACAGGAAGCAUGAGAACAGGUUUGAGUUAAAAAUAAUAAAUAAAAGAAAUAGUGCAGGGUUCACUAUAAAGAGUACAAUCUUUUACCUUAUUAUGAGCUCCUCUUUAUACAUCUCUUUCAAAUUGGCAACAAAAAUUGUGUACGAUGUGUGUUUUGUGAGAGCAUCAAUGUUAAUCCUGAAUGUUUAUGCAUAUUACACCUGUCAAAUAAAUGGAUACAAGUGUGUUA